AUGGCUAUGAUGAUGGUGAAAAGUGAAGAAAAUGUUGGAAGGCGUCGCAUAUGUGUGGUGGAUGGAGAGGCCCUAGAAGCUAGGUGUGUCAAGAGAAGGAGAAGAGAUGCUGCUGCUGCUGCAGCUGCACUUGGCUGCGAUAAUAAAGAAACGCAGCCACUGCCAAAUCAUCAAGUUGAGCAAACUUCUGCCCCCACCACCGUGAAGAGAAGUUCAAGGUUUCGUGGUGUCAGCAGACAUAGAUGGACCGGCCGAUUUGAAGCACACUUGUGGGAUAAACUUUCUUGGAAUGCAACACAGAAGAAGAAAGGAAAGCAAGUUUACCUUGGUGCUUAUGAUGAAGAAGAAUCUGCAGCAAGAGCAUAUGAUUUAGCUGCACUUAAGUAUUGGGGGAUAUCAACUUUUACCAAUUUCCCGGUGCCUGAUUAUGAGAAGGAGAUUGAAAUAAUGCAAACUGUAACAAAAGAAGAGUACUUGGCAUCUUUAAGAAGAAAAAGCAGCGGCUUUUCAAGAGGUGUAUCCAAGUACAGGGGAGUUGCAAGACACCAUCACAAUGGCAGAUGGGAAGCUAGGAUAGGGAGAGUUUUUGGAAACAAGUAUCUUUACCUCGGAACAUACAGCACCCAAGAAGAGGCUGCUCGUGCUUAUGACAUUGCAGCAAUCGAAUACAGGGGCAUUAACGCGGUGACCAACUUUGAUUUGAGUACUUACAUCAGAUGGUUAAAGCCGGGAACAAGCACUCCAGUGGUUGCUCAAGAACCAGAGACAGAGCUGCCUCAGGCAAUGCCAACCUCUAGCUUCAUUUCCGAGGAGUCCCUGUCCAUGUUCAACACGAGUGAUUUCACCAUAGAUAGUUUGAACAUUCCUCAAAAGCAAGAAGAACUGUUCCAAAGGAAAUUCCCAGUUAGCUCGGGCAACAAAUCCUCUUCUCCCACGGCACUUGGCCUCCUCCUUCGAUCUUCCAUAUUUAGAGAAUUGGUGGAGAAGAAUUCGAAUGUUAGUGAAGAUGAAAAUGAUGUGGAAGACACAAAGAACAAUCCACAGACAUGUAGUGAUGACGAAUAUACCGGGAUAUAUUAUGAUGGAAGUGGAGAUAUCCCAUUUAUGCUGUCUUCCAACAGUCUUUGGUAUUGA
Molecule: messenger RNA, 1134 nt
Organism: Cornus florida
Lineage: Eukaryota; Viridiplantae; Streptophyta; Magnoliopsida; Cornales; Cornaceae
Product: AP2-like ethylene-responsive transcription factor At1g79700
Exons: 7
Coding region: 1-1134 (377 amino acids)
Biological process (GO): regulation of DNA-templated transcription
Molecular function (GO): DNA binding; DNA-binding transcription factor activity
Source: RefSeq, a predicted model, not a curated record